This is a messenger RNA of Oryzias latipes (Japanese medaka), 1849 nucleotides long. RefSeq lists its product as uncharacterized. Gene Ontology annotation, molecular function: DNA-binding transcription factor activity, RNA polymerase II-specific; RNA polymerase II cis-regulatory region sequence-specific DNA binding. Lineage: Eukaryota; Metazoa; Chordata; Actinopteri; Beloniformes; Adrianichthyidae. The record is from RefSeq and is a predicted model, not a curated record. Gene Ontology annotation, biological process: regulation of DNA-templated transcription.
GGAUGAAGAAGGAAACCAACAUGAAGAAUCAACAUCAACUACAGAUGGAGAGACAGAAUCAACAUCAACUACAGAUGAAGAGACAGACCCACAGAACAGACAUCAGAAGAAGGGAAGAGACAGAAGUCAUGUCCAAAGUGUGGACAGCUCUCACAUGUCAGAAAGUCAGUGUGACUCUGAUGUUAGAAUAAGCUUCAAGAAGGCGAUCUUUGUUAAGAAAUGGAAACAACGUUUAAACAAAAAAAGACUUUCUUCUGUAAAGUCUGGUGAAAGCUCAAAAAUUGUUAGUAAUCUUUUUGUCACCACGAAAAAUGAAUCUAAUGACAGACUUUAUGUUUGUACAGAAAGUAAAAAAAGUUGUGGUAACGGGUCAAAGUUCGGAACGCACACGAGAACCCACUCAGGAGAGAAGCCUUUUUCUUGUGAAGAAUGUGAUAAAUCUUUUAGUUUUGUCUAUAAUCUCAAAACACACAUGAAAACUCACUCAGGAGAGAAGCCAUUUUCUUGUAAAGAAUGCAAUAAAUGUUAUAGUUAUCUAUCUGCUUUCAAAAUGCACGUUAGAACUCACACAGGAGAGAAGCCUUUUUCUUGUAAAGAAUGCGAUAAAAGUUUUAGUUAUCCAUCUGCUCUGAAAAUGCAUGUUAGAUCUCAUACAGGCGAGAAGCCUUUUUCUUGUAAAGAAUGUAAUAAAAGUUUUAGUUCUCUAUCUGCUCUGAAAAUGCAUGUUAGAACUCAUACAGGAGAAAAGCCUUUUUCUUGUAAAGAAUGCGAUAAAAGUUUUAACUACAAAGCUAAUCUCAAAACACACAUGAGAACUCACACAGGAGAGAAGCCUUUUUUGUGUGUAGAAUGUGAUAAAAGUUUUCGUUGUGGGUCUAAUCUCAAAACACACAUGAGAACUCACACAGGAGAGAAGCCUUUUUUGUGUGUAGAAUGUGAUACAAGUUUUAGCACUACAUUUAGUUUCAAGAGGCACAUGAGAACUCAUACAGGAGAGAAGUCUUUUGUGUGAAAAGAAUGUUAAACAGAUUUUAGUGAUGUAUCUAGUCUCAAAAUACACUUUUUUGUGUAAAGUACUCUAUGAACUGUUAUAAGAGGAAGAUGAGACGUCAGACUCAAUGAAGAUGACCUAACGUCAGCUUUCAAACCUGCCUGAUCUUUCAUUAAAUGUACACAGGCUGAUGGCCUCCACAACACACUGAUUUAGUUAAAAAGAGGCACAAGUGAUUAUUGAAUACAUAGAAGUGAGCAGUUUUCUGAACUCCGACAUGAGUGCUAAAUACAUUAUUUUUUUAUUUAUCUAAUUUAAUAUUCUAAUUUUCGAAGACAUAAUUUUUUAGGUGUUCUAAACGCCACUAUGAUCCUAUAUCUGAAAUGAGUGGUACUUUUUAAGAUAUGUAACUUGUUCAUGAAAUUGAUUCUUUUAUAUAUACCUUUAAAAAUAAAUUCUUUGUUUUAAAUAUUCAAUCAGUUUUUAGUACUUUAUUCUUGUUUGUAUUUGUUAUUUUUUUCACAAAAAGUGGACUGUUUGUUACGUGGUGCAUCACAUUGUCACAAUAACAUAACGCGGCAGUGGAGCCAGCUCUGACUUCGACUGCAACGGCAAAGAAAAGUGAUACAUAUGCUGAUCGUCACAACAGGUUAAAGGGGGUUGGGGGGGGCGCGAAACAUUUUCUUUUUCCUAGGGGGGGCCUGGCAAAAAAUAAUUGAGAAGCACUGCUGUAGAUAAUCAAUUUUUAAUCAACGCUCAUCAAGUAUUUACCCGGACCAUGGUAUAAGCCAGGGGUCGGCAACCCAAAAUGUUGAAAGAGCCAAAUAGGACGAAAAAAACAAAUAUGUGUGGAGCCGC